Petromyzon marinus (sea lamprey) is the source of this 2581-nucleotide messenger RNA. Lineage: Eukaryota; Metazoa; Chordata; Hyperoartia; Petromyzontiformes; Petromyzontidae. The record is from RefSeq and is a predicted model, not a curated record.
AUGAGCUCUUCCCCAUCACUAUCAGCACCAUCAUCAUCAGUACGACUGCCAUCAUCAUCAGAACGACCACCAUCAUCAGCACGACCAUCAUCAGCACGACCAUCAUCAGCACGACCGCCAUCAUCAUCAUCAGCAUCAUCAUCAUCAGCUCGCCCCGAUGCGUCAUUGCUUCUCUACCGCCUCCAAACCAUCGGUCGCAUCCGGCGACGUUGGCUAGACGUCGUUCGGAACUCCAGGCCUGCUGUCUGCAGCAGCCACAACAGCCACAACAACCACAACUACCACAACAACCACAUCGGCCACAACCACACGUCCCCACCACCGUCGCCGCCACCGCCGGCGUCGGAGCGCCGACGCUGGGCACCGCCUCCACCCAAGCGUCCGCCGGACGUGUUCACGUUCAGCGCCAGCGAGAUCGACCACCUCGCAACUGACGGCGGUGGCGCCGCUCGUGACGAACGAGGCGGCGGACGAGGCGGCGGACGAGGCGGCGGACGAGGUGGCGGACGAGGUGGGGUGCGGAGGAGCAGGCGAGUUUUGUAUCCGCCCAGCUGCGCGAGGAGCCGCAGGAGGAGGGAGGCGUUGUCGGCCCCGGAGUUGGACCACGCGGUGCUGCUGCUUGCCUUCUUCACCCUGGCCUUCGGCCUGCAGAUCUACAACGCCAUCGAGAACCUGGACGACCACGUGGAGCGCUACGACUUGCGGGGCCUCGCCGCGGCGCUUCGCCGGCAGCUCCACGGGCAGGAGGCGGCGCUGGCCCCGCUGCCGGCGGCGUUGGCCGAGUACCUGGCGGUGCGCGAGCACGGCCGCCCGCUGCUCCUCUCGCUGCACGGCACCGGCGGCGUGGGCAAGAGCGUCGCCGGGAGAGCCGUCGAGCGCCACUUCACGGCGCUGGCGGGCGGCGCCCGCGUGGCGCUGCUGCACCGCGCUCGCUGCGCGUUUGGCGGUGGAGGCGGUGGCGGUGGAGGCGGUGGAGGCGGUGGCGACGACGGGCACGUGGUGUCGCGGUACCUGGCCGACUUGAACGCCACCAUCGCGGAGGUGACGAGGGAGGCGGAGGGAGCCCAGAUGAUUCCCGUCUUCAUCUUCGACGAGGUGGAGGAGAUGCCGGCGGCGGUCCUGGACUUCCUGCACGCCAGGACGGCGGCGUCCACCUCCUCGGCGUCCACCUCCUCGGCGUCCACCUCCUCAGCCGCCUCCUCGUCGCGCCAGCAGCACGCCGGGCAGCCCAACGCCAUCUACGUCCUCAUCAGCAGCCUCGGCGGCGAGGAGAUCAUGGCCCACGCGCUGCGUGACGGGGAGUCGCCCUCAUGGCCCUCAUCAGUGGUGCCCGCCCUCCGGCGCUGGCUGGAGAAUGGCGGUGGUGCCGGUGGUGAUGCCGGUGGCGGUAAUGGUGGCGGUGGCGAUGCUGGCGGUGAUACCGACGUUGUGACCGGCGGCGGCGGUGGCGGCGGUCCCGGCGGCGGCUUUACCGGCGGUGACACCGGCGGUACCGUCAGCACCGCCGCCGCCUGGCGUGGCCACGCGCUGUUUGCCGCGGCCCGCCUGGUGCCCUUGUCUCCGCUGCGCGAGUGCCACGUGCGUCUGUGCGUGCGCGACGAGAUGCUGCAGGAGGGCCUCUACCCCACAGAGGGCGACGUGCGGCGCCUGGCGGGCGACGAGGAGUACCUGGGCGGGGCCCGCUGGGCCGUCAGGGGCUGCAAGGGCGUCGCGGCAAAGGUCAACCGGCUACAGUGACCGUGGCGGAGGAGGAGGACGAGGAUGGAGGAGGAGGAGGAUGGAGGACGAGGUGGGAGAUGAGGUGGAGGGAAGAGGUGGACGACGAUGAGGAGGUGGUGGCGGUGGCGGUGAUGUACAGCAGGGUGCGUGGACGAAUCCCCCGCCUGGCCCUUCUGCACGACGGGGAUACAGCGUUUCCCCCUCGCACCCACGCACACGCCGAGGGUUUUUUUCACUCGGGUGCUCGGCGCCGCGCACCUGCCGCGUCUGUCACGUGACCUCCCGCGUCUGUCACAUGACCUCCCGCGUCUGUCACGUGACCUCCUGCACCCAGCCUGGCACAAGCGCCGUGUUGACGUCACCGGCGGCGAGCGUCAGCUGCUGUUGACUGUUUUAAUAAAUUCGCUUUUUUUUUAAACCCCCCCCCCCCCCCCCACAAAUCGUGCGAGUGUCUCCCGUGUCACGAAUACGCCUGGGCCGCUCCUAGGUCGACUCGGCCUCAAACGAGUUCCUCAACGUCGCCACUGGGGGGGGGGGAGGGGGGAGACAAAGACGGCCGGGAGUGGUGCUGUCCACCCGCACCCUCGUGGUGCCCACAGCGCCCGGUCGCCUUCAAUGGAUGUUGCUCUCGAACAGCACUUGCCCCCCACACAGCCUGUCAGAGGUCACACCUGGGGCGUCUUUGUCUUUGUGCAGCGUGGGGAGCGGUUGCGCAGUGGUUGGCGCGCUGCGCUAUGACCCGGGUCCAGUGAUGGAUUCAUCUGAAGCCGGUUCCUGGGCCUCCCCUAGGUCGACUCGGCCUCAAACGAGUGCGGCGGAGUGAAACAUCUCUUGGUUCUUUCGGUGAAGUCACCACCGCGUA